Peronospora farinosa is the source of this 255-nucleotide messenger RNA. NCBI's taxonomy places the organism in Eukaryota, Oomycota, Peronosporomycetes, Peronosporales, Peronosporaceae. The record is from the annotation of a GenBank genome assembly.
AUGCCGGCCGAAGAACCGAAACUCAAGACGACGCCGCUGGAUCCGCGGUUCCCCAACACAAAUCAGGCGCAACACUGUUGGACACGCUAUAACGAGUACGUGUUGUGUCUCAAGAGCAAUGACGGGGAUGAAGACGCAUGUCACAAGUACAUGCAAUACGCCGCGUCGGUUUGCCCCAGUUCCUGGAUGGACCGCUGGAACGAACAGCGUGAGGAGGGGACGUUCCAGGGCGUGCAGUAUACCAAGGAAGAGUAA